Messenger RNA from Saimiri boliviensis boliviensis (Bolivian squirrel monkey), 2182 nucleotides. RefSeq names its product AIP like 1 HSP90 co-chaperone (gene AIPL1). The record is from RefSeq and is a predicted model, not a curated record. Gene Ontology annotation, molecular function: protein binding; peptidyl-prolyl cis-trans isomerase activity. NCBI's taxonomy places the organism in Eukaryota, Metazoa, Chordata, Mammalia, Primates, Cebidae.
AAGCGGGGCGCCUGGGGCACCGCCCCCACGGUCUGCCCUCCCCCGCCACUCCUCCUGGCUGGGCAAAUCCCAGCGUCUCAGGCGCCUAAGUGUCGUCCCCGGAGGUGAGAUUAUCUCAGCCUGUGCUGGACGCCGCCUUUUCUCCUCCAACUUUUCCUCCUCCAGCCAUGGAUGCCGCUCUGCUCCUGAACGUGGAAGGGGUCAAGAAGACCAUUCUGCACGGGGGCACGGGCGAGCUCCCAAAUUUCAUCACCGGAUCCCGAGAGCGGACGGUGAUUGACGACAGCAGGGAGGUGGGCCAGCCCAUGCACAUCAUCAUCGGGAACAUGUUCAAGCUGGAGGUCUGGGAGAUCCUGCUCACGUCCAUGCGGGUGCGAGAGGUGGCCGAGUUCUGGUGCGACACCAUCCACACGGGGGUCUACCCCAUCCUGUCCCGGAGCCUGCGGCAGAUGGCCCAGGGCAAGGACCCGACGGAGUGGCAUGUGCACACGUGCGGGCUGGCCAACAUGUUCGCCUACCACACGCUGGGCUACGAGGACCUGGAUGAGCUGCAGAAGGAGCCUCAGCCUCUGAUCUUUGUGAUCGAGCUGCUGCAGGUUGAUGCCCCAAGUGAUUACCAGAGGGAGACCUGGAACCUGAGCAAUCACGAGAAGAUGAAGGUGGUGCCCGUCCUCCAUGGAGAAGGAAAUAGGCUCUUCAAGCUGGGCCGCUACGAGGAGGCCUCUUCCAAGUACCAGGAGGCCAUCAUCUGCCUAAGGAACCUGCAGACCAAGGAGAAACCCUGGGAGGUGCAGUGGCUGAAGCUGGAGAAGAUGAUCAAUACCCUGAUCCUCAACUACUGUCAGUGUCUGCUGAAGAAGGAGGAGUACUACGAGGUCCUGGAGCAUACCAGUGACAUUCUCCGGCACCACCCAGGCAUUGUGAAGGCCUACUAUGUGCGCGCCCGGGCUCACGCGGAGGUGUGGAACGAGGCCGAGGCCAAGGCGGACCUCCAGAAAGUGCUGGAGCUGGAGCCGUCCAUGCAGAAGGCGGUGCGCAGGGAGCUGAGGCUGCUGGAGAACCGCAUGGCGGAGAAGCAGGAGGAGGAGCGGCUGCGCUGCCGCAACAUGCUGAGCCAGGGGGCCACGUGGUCCCCCGCGGAGCCACCCGCAGAGCCACCUGCAGAGUCAUCCACAGAGCCACCCGCAGAGCCACCUGCAGAGCCACCUGCAGAGCUAACCUUGACCCCGGGGCACCCACUACAGCACUGACGCCCUGAGGCCCACAGCCAGCCUGGCACCCAGGCAGGGAGCAAGUGGCCUGGUCACUUCUGGUUCAAUUGACCAGGAUUGUGUUGUCGCUUUUUGAAAUUUAAAAUUAAUCUUUGAAAUCAAAGUCAGACAUGCCUAUGGUAAAAAAAAAAAAAAAAAAAAAAAAAAAAAUCCAAAGGGCACAGAAGAACUUAUGAAUGAAUAAAAGCCGGUUUCUCCCCUACCUGUCCCAUUCCUUCCGUGCCGUGGUUUUAACUGACCCUGUUUUUUGUUCUUCUGGUAGUUUUCUCUAUUUCCAAGUAAUCUGUUUAAACCAGUUUCUCCACCUGUCGAUUUUACCCCGUGUCAAUGACAAAUGAGGAUCUGAUGACGCUCUGAUCCUUUCUCAUCCCUGCUACCCCUCACCGUCUCCCCAUUUUGGAUAGUUACAUUUGUGGGUCAUUUCUUGGUUAUUUUUGCAAGUUUACGCAGGAUACCUGGAACUCUCUAGAAUCCCACUGACUUUAAUGGGUCUUGAUGUAGGGUGAGCAAGCCCCAAAACUGGAACUUAGCCUGAGUGGGUUCUUGGCUUCCCCUAGGAGAGAUUUCAAGGGCAAGCCAGUAGUAGGGAAGAAAAAAACAGCUGUGGCCUCGAGCGGUGGCUCACGCCUGUAAUCCCACCACUUUGGGAGGCUGAGGUGGGCGGAUCACCUGAGGUCAGGAGUUCAACACCAGCGUGGCCAACAUGGUGAAACCCCAUUUCUACUAAAAAUACAAAAAACUAGCUGGGUGUGGUGGCAUAUGCCUGUAAUCCCAGCUACUCAAGAGGCUGAGGCAGGAGAAUCACUUGGACCUGGGAGGCGGAGGUUGCAGUGAGCCGAGACUGCAUCAUUAUACUCCAGCCUGGGCAACAAGAGUGAAAUUUCAUCUCAAAAAAUAAAAAAAGAAAAGAA